AUGGCAGUUACUGGAAACGAAUGCAAAGACUUUCUAGCAGCCGAAGGCCAGUAUGUCCUCAAGAGAGAGAUAUAUCUCGAACCUACUACUCCUAAUUUAACAGGAGGUACCUUAAUUUCACUUGUGUCCGUGAAAUACAAAGAAUAUACAUCACAUCGGCAGUCCUCUAGUGGUGAUGGUACCUCAACAGAGCCUACUAGUGACAACAACACUCUUAGUAACCGUCCACCAUCCACUGAUGACUCUCCUCUCGAUAAUCCAGCGGAGGAUGCAGCUGACUCUGCUCGCUCACAACCACAGCCCCAAAACUCUCAAGACCCUCCUUCUCCGACAACUACAACAUACAAAGAACCCGUCUCGCCUGGUGAUGCGUCAGCCGUCAAAUCUCCUACUCAGAACUCCUUUACUUCCAAACAGUCAUUAGGCGGUAAUGUGCCGAUACCAACCGCUAUCGAAGGGAAACGUGACGAUGAAGGUGCCUUUACAUCCUUAUCCUUAUUCAGCGCUGCCAAACGUAAAAAACCUAAACAUAGUAUUACUAAGACAAAUUCAUCAUUUGUAACAAAAAUAAUUACAAAUGACAACUUUGCAAAGAUUUUGGCGAACAGGCAGAACGAGGACACUUACUUGUUCUAUAACAUUGGACGUACAUUUUGUUGGACUGAUCUGACAAACAAUUCAAAGGAACCUUUAUCGCGGGUUAACUUCAAAGCGUUUCCAACAUGUCAUGAUGUCAAUCAACUUACGCGAUCAUGCGAUCAUUUGGACGUUAUUAUUGGAUUUUCAAGUGGAGAUGUAAUAUGGUUCGAUCCAUUGUGUAAUAAAUACUAUAGAUUAAACAAAGGGGGAAUAAUCAAUGGUUCCACCGUGACUAUGGUGAAGUGGAUUCCGGGAUCAGAGAAUCUCUUUAUGGCAUCGUAUCAAGAUGGAUCUGUGAUUAUUUAUGACAAAGAGAAAGAUGACCAAAGUUUUACCUCCAACGGUGUCAAUGAAGAUGAAGGAUUUCGAGUGACUCGUCCGUCGAAACACUCUAAAUAUAAUCCCGUAUCGUACUGGCAUGUUUCCAAGAAGGCUGUUACUGCAUUCGCAUUUUCCCCGGAUUGUCAACAUGUAGCCAUUGUUUCUAUAGAUGGUUGUCUUCGCAUUGUUGAUUUUCUUCAAGAGAGGCUCUAUGAUACAUACAGCAGUUAUUUCGGUGGCUUCUCUUGUGUGUGUUGGAGUCCUGAUGGUAAAUAUAUACUCACUGGUGGUCAAGAUGAUUUAGUCACGAUAUGGGCAUUCCGCGAACAGCGCAUACUUGCGAGAUGUCAGGGUCAUGCGUCGUGGGUAACUGGCGUUGCUUUUGAUCCCUGGCGAUGUGAUGAGCAGAAUUAUCGGUUUGGAUCGGUUGGAGAAGACACCAAGCUAUUACUCUGGGAUUUCAGUGUUAAUGCUCUGCAUAAGCCAAAGACAUUAAGUCAUCGACGUGCGAGUGUCGCAUCACAGUCUCAUGGAUCAACAACUACAUUAAGGCGAAACGUAGCAGAACCUGAACUAAAUGUGGUUCACCCUUGUUUGCCAAGGUCGGAAGUCGCUGUUUUGCCGCCUGUAGUGGCUAAAUCGGUCGAUCCGGAUCCGUUAAGUUCAAUAACAUUUCGCGAAGAUUCCAUAAUAGUUACAUGCAGAAAAGGCCACAUAAAAUUAUUCUCAAGACCAAGUCAAUAA
Molecule: messenger RNA, 1704 nt
Organism: Paraglomus occultum
Lineage: Eukaryota; Fungi; Glomeromycota; Glomeromycetes; Paraglomerales; Paraglomeraceae
Source: the annotation of a GenBank genome assembly